Molecule: messenger RNA, 4661 nt
Organism: Maniola jurtina (meadow brown)
Lineage: Eukaryota; Metazoa; Arthropoda; Insecta; Lepidoptera; Nymphalidae
Product: protein phosphatase 1L
Exons: 2
Coding region: 134-1525 (463 amino acids)
Biological process (GO): positive regulation of canonical Wnt signaling pathway; protein dephosphorylation; positive regulation of canonical NF-kappaB signal transduction
Cellular component (GO): cytosol; nucleus
Molecular function (GO): protein serine/threonine phosphatase activity; cation binding
Source: RefSeq, a predicted model, not a curated record
UUUUGACAGCGGUCUGCGGUACAGUGAUUCUACAAUUUAAUUUUAGUCUAUUGCUUGGUUUACAAAACUGUAAGUUCGCGAUUUCCUAUUGCAAAAUAGUUUUAUUAGUUUUAUUUGUAUUUGUUUCAAGGACAUGGAAGACGAAUUAGAAGAUAAGGUGGUACACCAGACUUAUGUGUCGUUUAUGAAAAUUUUAUCGCGCUUUACGAGCAGCGUUGCGUUUGACACUCCAUUGAGCUAUUUAUGGAAGAUGGUGCGACUCUACUUGCUUCGAUCAGAAGUGUUAGUGUUUACUCUUGCUCUCAUUAUAUUCUUCAUGUAUCUGCAAACGCUGGGGCUAUGGAGCCGGACGCUGCUGAGCAGGCUGUCCCAAGCCAUGAGCCCGCUGAACGCCGUGCAGCGCAUGAAACUCAUGGAAGGCUCCGAAGCUGACAAACAAAGCUGGGAACUGAAAGGCUCUCAGAGUGCGGCUUAUGCAAUCAAAGGCAGGCGAAUGCACAUGGAAGACAAGUUUAUUAUUAACGAAAAUAUAAAUAGCACCGGCAUAUCGUUGUUUGCUAUAUUUGACGGCCACGGCGGAGAGUUUGCCGCCAACUACGCUAAAGACCACCUUAUACAAAAUUUAUACAACAAAGUUGUCGAAUUAUGUGCCUUCAAAGACGGCAAGAUAGUAAAUACACCUCAAAGAGACAGCCCGGAAGAGCCACCAAAGGAGCCGAGCAAUCUCUCUCUUGACCUAGAGAGAAAGAGUAGUUUUAAAAAGUCUUCAAGUACAGCUGAUGAUACAUCAAAAAAAGAAAUAACCGAUCCAGAACUCCUGGCUCAGCUGUCAAAAGCGAGACCAAUAAUCACAAGGGAAGUAAAGCCUACUAAAGCAGUAAAAAAUAUUGCAGUCCCACUGUCAAGUUAUGUGGACAAAGGGAAGAUAAAUUAUGGUAAACUAUUGACAGAUGAGGUUUUAGCUGCUGACAGGUUGCUUGUAGAGGCUGCCAAGCGCACCAUGAAUGUAGCGGGGACCACUGCUUUGAUAGCUGUGUUAGAAAACAACCACUUGAUUGUAGCUAACGUAGGUGACUCGAGAGGAGUGAUGUGUGAUAGUCGCGGUAAUGCAAUACCUGUAUCAUUUGACCACAAACCUCAACAGGUGCGUGAACAAAAAAGGAUUGAGGCAGCUGGAGGUUACAUUGCCUUUAACGGAGUGUGGAGGGUGGCUGGUAUCCUGGCAACGUCAAGAGCAAUGGGGGAUUAUCCACUCAAGGAUAAGAACUUUGUUAUAGCAGAUCCAGAUAUUCUUACCUUUAAUCUAAAUGACCACAAACCCAUGUUCUUAGUCUUAGCAUCAGAUGGUUUAUGGGACACAUUUUCAAAUGAAGAAGCUGUUAAAUUUAUAAAGGAACGCUUAGAUGAACCAGAUUAUGGAGCUAAAAGCCUAACUCUUCAGGCCUACUACAGAGGGUCCGUUGAUAACAUUACAGUUCUAGUGAUAAAAUUUCCAGAUACUAACUGGCUGACAGUAACUCAGUAGUCUACUCUCUUGGACAUAUUCUGAUUUUUAAUUAUAUAGCUGAUUUUAUGAAUUAGCUAAUGUCACUUAUGAAUGUAAACUUUUAGAAGACAAAAUUUAUAUUUGAAAACUAGAUGCAGGUGACAGCCGUUUUGGUUUUUUAAAUUCCUGUAGGAACUCUUUGGGCAUAAUAAGUAGCAUCUGUCACUGGGAUGCAAGCUAUCUUUGUACAAAAUACAUGAUGCCUGGGACGUCUGGGUGUGGAUUUAAGUUUUUUUUAAAUCCCAGGGGAAAACCUUGAUUUUUCCUGGACAAAAGUAGUAUAUGCCCAUCCCUGGGAUGCAAGCUAUGUCUGUCCCAAACGUCAAAAUCGUUUUCGAAACCAUCCAGAUUUAAGAGUAGUCUUUACUAAUACUAAAUAUGCUAAAUAAUAAUAUGUUUUGUAAAAAUUUACUACUUUAAAAGUAAUAAAAAAUUUCAUAAUUAAAUUUUUAUUAUCAAUGUUUGAUAAAUCUCUAAAUAAAUAAGCCUCUAAAAUAUACUUAAUUACAUUAAGAAAUUAUAUGCCACCUUCUUUUAAUAAUAUUAGUGAUACAGUAAUAUUUUUUGUAAAUGAAACAUAAACUGUGUGGUUGUGAAUGUUAAUUGGAAGAAUAACUAAAUUUUAUUAUUAUCAAUUUAAAUCACUGUUGCCAGUUUUUUUUUUUCGCCAAGUUGGGAUUUUGGAACUUUUUGAGUGAAAACAGCGGAAUUCGUUCGUUGAAAGCGGGACAUAGUAAAAAAACUUAUAUAAUCAGAAGUUUUCAAAUAUUUAGCUUUUUAUUUGAAUUAAAAUUACGUUUACGUAACAAUAGAUAGCAAAAAAUUGCCAUAGAAAAUGUAUUCUAAUAAAAAUAUAAUAUUUUAAAUCAGAUUUACCCUAUCUUUAUAUAGUUGAGUCUUAUUCAUGUUCAGAAUAAAAAAAAACAAAUCAAAAUCAAAAAAGUUUAUUCAUUUGAAUAAUAUAGCGUUUCAAACAAUAGUCUGUGAAGUGAGUGUUACAAAUUGCAACUUACAAUAAGAGAAUAAUUAUUAUUUAUAAGAAUUACUUAUUCAUGAUAUUUCUGUGAGGAUUUAACUUUUAAAGUUUCCUUUUUCGCUUUAAUAAAGAUGAAGAACUCUUCACAGGAUAGCUGUAGAUUAAACUGGAUGAGUAAUUCUGCUUGGUCGAGUUAUCCCCGAAAAGCGGGACUGAGCCUGUUCCGCGCGGGAUAUUUAAUUUUGAUUUAAAAAUCGGGACGUCUGGCAACGCUGAUUUAAAUAUUAAUUCAUAUCCAUAUGUUGAAAUAUAAAAUUUUAAACUGAAAGAUAGAGAUAUAUAUGCCCCGGAGAUUGCAAUUUAAUAAUUAAUAUCACAAAGAAUUUUAUUCAUUGUUGCUUUCUAGGAUAGUUUCAAUUUGUAGAAUAUAGUAGCAAAACCUUUGCUCAUAAAUCAAAAUACAAACUUGUACCAAUAUUAUAUUAUGUACAUUAUUUAUAAGUUGUUAACAGCUGCAAGUUGCUGAAAUAGUGACGCAACAUCAUAGUUCCUUAUCUUGUGAAAUGUGAUUUCAAAGCCUUUUUUUGAUUUUGCCAAAUAUCUUAUUUUUAUUUAGGUUCUGCAUUUUGUGCCUAAGCUUUACUUAGCUAUUGUAGGUCGUAGGUAUAUUACUCGUAUGUUUUACCUGUGGUGCUAGUCAAUUAUGAUGUUCGCACAUUACAGGCAACGCUAAAAAUUUUAUUACAGUGCUUAUUGGUGUACUGAUUGAUGUCUUUGAACAGUUUUUGUGUGCGUAGCGUUCAGUGUUCUGUAAUUUGCAAUCACCUUAAUACUUCACUCUAUCGCGUAUAAUUUAUUGUGUAAUACUAAUAUUUAGUGUAAUUUUAAUGUGAAUAUUGGUUAAGCCAUUUUUGUUGUGAUAGUAUUAAGUAAUCUACUAACAAAAAUUAUAUGGGGAUAAAAUAUUUUUGUAUUCCAAUCUAAAGUUUAUUUAUGCUAUAUUAUAAUGUUUACUCAAUAAUAUUAAUAAGUACAAAUUUAAGUUUAUGGUGACCCUUGAAAUUGUAAUUUUUUUUUUAAUUAAAUUAACUUUCCUAAAAUAUUUCUCAAAUUGGGGCCAAAGCAUUCUAAUUUGUGGCAAAGUCAGAUAUGUACUUUACAAGAAUGCUAUAUUAUAUACAUAUUAUUAUUUUUUGUUCCUAAUUACAUAUUAUAUUCUUUUUAAUUUACAAUAAAUUCUGAAGUUGAUCAUCAAUUUUGAUAAUUUAACUUCCCAACUAUUAGAUAAUAUGGUCAUCAAAUCAUAGAAAUUAUACAUUUACGACCGAAAUUAAUAUAGGUAUCUAUUCAAUCUAUCUGUACUUUGUCGAUGAGUAACUUGGCAAUGUAAUAUUGUUCCUUUUCAAAAAAUACCACACAAUUUAUAAUUUUCAUUUUUCAUUUUCACUAAGGUAACUUGUCGCCAGAUUAAAUGAUUAUUAUUUAUUCAUUUCAACUAAGCUUUUUAUUAUAUUAUAUAUUGUUGUGUAUUUUUAUCCUGUGAAUAACAUUAUAUCAUCUAUAUUUUGUGUUGCAAUUAUUUUAUGUUAAUCUUGUUCAGAGUUUAACAAAAGAAAAUAACCUAUUAAAGACAAUGCAGGUACAUUUGUCAUUCGUAAAUAAUUUCGUUUAUCUAAAGUAAUCAGUAGAUAGUUAUAAUUUUUCUUUAAAAAACAUGUAUAUAAGAUUUUGUUAGUAAAGGUUCAGUUCAAAAGUGUAGAUGUACUGUAUGUAUCAUAAUAUAGACUCGGACGGCAAAUCUUCCUAAAGAAAAAAGAAAACUUACAUAGUUACAUUGGUAAAACCUCUUUAACAAGAAAAAAAAUAUUCUGAACAUAUUACACAUUUUUUAGCAAACCUACGCUUUGUCUAUGUUCCUUUAUGUUAAGUAUAUUUUUUGAAUUAAGUGAAACAAAAUACUUUUUAAUUAAGGAAAGGAAAAACGAUUGGAUUAAACAUUUAUUUUCUACUUGUGUGCUCUGUGUGUUGAUCAUGUAAUAAAAGAAAGGAAUAUUGAUUUCGAUUAUCAUUCAAAAUAAUCAUAAUAUAUUUUUAUGAGUGUUGUGUAUAAUAUACAGGAAAAUAAACUCAUUAUAACAA